CCGAGGCCGAGGGUCUCCCCCACCCAGACUCGAAGUGUCUCAAGCCGCGAGGAAAAUGGUGGAAAACUCACCGUCGCCAUUGCCAGAAAGAGCGAUUUAUGGCUUUGUCCUUUUCUUAAGCUCCCAGUUUGGCUUCAUUCUCUAUCUUGUAUGGGCUUUCAUUCCUGAAUCUUGGCUAAACUCCUUAGGCUUAACGUAUUGGCCUCAAAAGUACUGGGCGGUGGCCUUGCCUGUCUACCUCCUCAUUACUAUUGUCAUCGGCUACGUCCUCUUAUUUGGAGUAAACAUGAUGAGUACCUCUCCACUCAACUCCAUUCAUACAAUCACAGAUAACUAUGCUAAAAAUCAACAGCAGAAGAAAUACCAAGAAGAGGCCAUCCCAGCACUAAGAGAUAUUCCUAUUAGUGAAGUAAACCAAAUGUUCUUUCUAGCAACCAAAGACCUUUCUUACACCAAAAACUGAAUUGACCUGAGUAGAGUCUGAAAUUUCGACUUCCACUUCUGGCUGGCGUGAGAGGCUGCUGAGAUGAGUGCUAUCCAGGCUGCAAAGAACCUGCUGGCUCUAGACCAACAGGAAGAACUAGAGGAUUUGCCAAAAGAUGACCCCUUGAGCACCAGUGAAGAGGAGGGGGCCAGUGAGGGAGAGAGAAAGCACCAAAAACUUCUGGAAGCAGUCAUUUCCCUUGAUAGAAAGAACGGGUGGAAACUGCCUGAGCGAUCUGAAGCUAGCCUGAAGGUGUCAGAGUUCAAUGUCAGUUCUGAAGGGUCAGGAGAAAAACUGGUCCUUUCCGAUCUGUUUGAGUCUAUUAAAGCACCAUCCUCACUGGCCACAGUGAAAAGGCAACUCAAUAGAGUCAAAUCAAAGAAGAUUGUAGAGUUACCCCGUAGUGAAGAGGAAGCAGAACGGAUCCACAGGGAGGUGGCGUUCAGUCAAACCUCACGAGCCCUUUCCAAAUGGGAGCCUGUUGUUCUGAAGAACCGGCGAGCGAAGCAGCUGGUUUUUCCCCUAAACCAGGAGUCGGCGGCCUUUGCCCCUCUGGAACAUGUGUUCAGUGGCUGGAAGGCAAGAACACCCCUGGAGCAGGAAAUUUUUAACCUCCUGCAUAAGAACAAGCAGCCAGUGGCAGAGCCUUUGCUUACUCCCGUGGAAAAGGCCAUUCUCGAAGCCAUGAGCCUGGAGGAGGCUAAGAUGCGCCGAAGCGAGCUUCAGAAGGCCCGCGCCCUGCAGUCUUACUAUGAGGCCAGGGCUCGAAGAGAGAGGAAAAUCAAAAGCAAGAAGUACCACAAAGUUCUGAAGAAAGAAAAGGCCAAGACAUCCCUGAAAGAGUUUGAGGCGCUGCAGAAGGUCCAUCCUAAUGCAGCAUUGGGGCUAUUGGAAAAAAUUGAAAGCACCAGAAUGAUGGAGCGAAUGAGCCUCAGGCACCAGAACACAGGGAAGUGGGCAAGGUCAAAGGCAAUUAUGGCCCAGUACCACCUGGAGACUCGCCAGGCCAAGCAGGAACAAUUGGCCAGGAACAAAGAACUGAUACAGAAACUCCGGGCAACCUCCGAGAGCGAGGAGGAGCGGGAGGGAGGGGAGCGCCUUGUCCCUGAUGCGGUGAACGAGGUACCGAUGGAUGGACACGCUCCAAACCCCUGGAUCCUUGGCAGUCUCUCUGGCGACACAAGAGAGGAGAAAACUCAGAAGCCCCCAGAACAACUUUCAGAGACUGCGGCCCCCAAGGCUUCUGAAAGCAAGGAAGCAGGAGAAUCCGUGGCAGAGGAAAUUUUGUUGAAAGAAUUUGAGGAAAGACAGUCACUUAGGAAAAUGUCUGGGCUCAGCCAGGACGCUGAGCUGGGGGGCAGUCAAGAAGCAAAAGAUUUUAGCAGCUGGGAGUUGCUGUCUAAAUUGAGGACACUCCCUCCGAAACUCAACAAGGAACACCAUCCAUCAGGGAAGCAGCAGGUGAGUUCAGCGGGCGUGGUUCUGCCAGUCCAGAGAGAAGAACCUGCCGAGGAAGAAGCAGAGGCCCUGCUGCAGGGGCCAGAGCGAACACAGACUCCGCGAGUGCAAGAGGAGCUGAGCAGACAGAGAUGCUUUCAAAAUAAGGCCCAUCUCAGGCCUGUGUUAGCAGGGCAGCGGUGAGCGAGGAACCCCAGUGGUCCCCCCGUUGCCCCCAAGAAGAAAAUGAAGGAACAAGUGAUUGAUCUGCAGAAACUCCUCACCGUAGACUCUUCCAGGAGGUCUCCAGCAGCUCCCACCACAGCGGAGGGGACGGGAGGUGAGGAAGACAGUCAGAAGCAGAUGAUAGAGGAAGCUUUUGCUGGGGAUGAUGUUAUCGGAGACUUCUUCAAAGAGAAGAGGGAAGCUGUGGAGGCCGGGAAGCCGAAGGACACAGACCUGACCCUGCCUGGCUGGGGCGAGUGGGGUGGCGUGUGCCCAAAGCCCAGUGCCCAGAAGCGACACAGGUUUCUCAUUAAAGCCCCUGAGGGUCCCCCAAGAAAAGACAAGGAUUUGCCAAAUGUGAUUAUAAACGAGAAUCGAAACAUCCAGGCAGCAGCCCACCGGGUACGGGUGCUUCCCUAUCCUUUCGCCUAUUGUCAGCAAUUUGAAAGGACCCUCCAGACCCCCACAGGAUGUAUGUGGAACACCCAGAGGGCCUUCCAGAGUCUGACCGCUCCCACAGUUGUCACCAAGCCAGGCCAUAUCAUAGCGCCUAUGAGAGCAGAGGAUGUGGGCUACCGGCCUUCCUCAGGGCUGGACCUCUCUGUCACACGGAGGAAUCCAAAGCCACUCCCUGUGCAGCAUAGGAACAACUGAAGAGAAA
This is a messenger RNA of Talpa occidentalis (Iberian mole), 2807 nucleotides long. RefSeq names its product phosphatidylinositol glycan anchor biosynthesis class P (gene PIGP). The transcript has 6 exons. The record is from RefSeq and is a predicted model, not a curated record. Gene Ontology annotation, biological process: GPI anchor biosynthetic process. Gene Ontology annotation, molecular function: phosphatidylinositol N-acetylglucosaminyltransferase activity. The coding region runs from base 56 to 463 and encodes 135 amino acids. NCBI's taxonomy places the organism in Eukaryota, Metazoa, Chordata, Mammalia, Eulipotyphla, Talpidae.